This is a messenger RNA of Ipomoea nil (Japanese morning glory), 475 nucleotides long. RefSeq lists its product as uncharacterized. The record is from RefSeq and is a predicted model, not a curated record. Bases 8 to 451 code for a protein of 147 amino acids. Lineage: Eukaryota; Viridiplantae; Streptophyta; Magnoliopsida; Solanales; Convolvulaceae. The transcript is spliced from 2 exons.
GAAAUUGAUGAAGCCGAAGUCCAAGCAUCUCUUCAAUGGGCAAGACAACAAUCUCAUGCUUUGGUAUGAGCAUGUUCUUGUGUCCAGCUCCCCAGAGUCUGUGCCUAUAAUCCAUGUGCCCCUUGAGAAACCUUCUCGUAAAGGGAAAGAAAAAAUUGUUUCUGCAAGUGUUUCUGAGGCUGCUCCUGAAAAUAGAAAAUUGGAUGAUCUAGAUGAGGUCAUAUUUGUUUCUGAAACCAAGCAUAGAAAGAGGGGGAGUUUUGUUGUUCCGUCCAGAAUGACUAGAUCUCACACUGGCUUUAUUUCUCAUGCUCCUGCUUCUGCUUCAAAUCCCAAAAGUUCAAAGAAGUCAAAAUCAAAAUCUUACAGGCCUAUAUUAUUGUCACCUGAUCUGAUGGAUGAUUGGAAGAUUCAUUCCAAAAGAGAGCUCAUUUUGGAAAAAGUCAAUUGAUGAGGAAGAUCUGUAUGCAAAGUG